UUGGAGAAUGCUAGGGCGACAAGUGCUGCGUACUGUGCCGCGUUUAUCGGCGAGCUCGAGACGCUUCACGGCAUCUGUGUCGCAGACCAAGCCCGAAGGUUCAAGCGGUAGUGAAAGCAAUUUUUCCCGAUAUGCUGGCAUGGCAUUCUUUGGCGCUGUGGCCGUGACGACCGCCUAUCUUGGUACAUGGCAGACCGAGCGCUACUACUGGAAAGUGGAUCUGAUCAAUGAGCGCACAAAGGAGCUGUCUGAGUCUGUUGGAGAGCUGCCUAAGGACGCAACAGCAAGCGGUGACAUUGACGACAUUGAGUAUCGACAGCUUCAUCUGGAGGGUAACUUCAAGCAUGGAAGCACCUUCUACUUGUAUCCUCGUUCGGCACCUGCGGACCCGAGUGAUUCAGUGGCCAGGGUAAAGUCCGGCGGCUACAUUUAUUCUCUGUUACAGCGUGAAGAUGGAACAUCGGUGAUCGUGAACCGAGGUUGGCUACCGCGCAAGCUCCUUGACGUGCACAUGGCACGUGAUGAGAAGGAGGAAGAUGGCAAAAUGUCUUUCGUUGGUGUGCUUCGCCACGGUGAAGUGAAAAACAAUUUUACACCUGACAACGAUCCCGAGAAUCGCCAAUUCUUCUACUUGGACCACGAAGAGAUGGCAGAUGCCAUGGGCGUUACUUCAGCCGAUUUGCCUGUCAUUGUUGAUGCCCUUGCGGUUGACGGCGAGACUGGAGAAAUCGCGCUGGGCAACCCCCUCCGAAAGAAUAUUGCCUCUUACCUGGAAUUCUACAUGACUCCUGAGAAGCAUGCUGGAUACGCCGCGACCUGGUUUGGUUGCAGCAUUGCGGCUGCUGUAAUGGGUGUACUGCGCUUUAAGAAGGGAGGCGCCCGCAUUCGACGCGCCCCGAGGCUCGAACACCGCUAA
Messenger RNA from Phytophthora infestans T30-4, 916 nucleotides. RefSeq lists its product as uncharacterized. The transcript is spliced from 9 exons. Lineage: Eukaryota; Oomycota; Peronosporomycetes; Peronosporales; Peronosporaceae. The coding region runs from base 140 to 916 and encodes 258 amino acids. The record is from RefSeq and is a predicted model, not a curated record. Gene Ontology annotation, cellular component: membrane.